Rotaria sp. Silwood1 is the source of this 3003-nucleotide messenger RNA. The record is from the annotation of a GenBank genome assembly. Lineage: Eukaryota; Metazoa; Rotifera; Eurotatoria; Philodinida; Philodinidae.
AUGUAUAUAAAUAUUCAUUCUCAUUAUUCAUUUUUAUUCUUAUUGUUAUUAUAUUUAUCAUUUAUUUGUUGUGAACGUUCACCAUUACAAAUUGAAAAAGACACAGCUGUCUAUCAAUUACUUAAUCAUUAUCAUCAUUAUGCUGAAUUAAAAGAACUUUUAAAUAAAUGGACAAGUGAUUAUACUAAAAUAUCACAAUUAUUUAGUAUUGGACAAAGUAAUGGUGGUAAAGAAUUAUUUGUAAUGCGUCUUACUUCACCUAUUAAUACUAAUAACGAUGAUGAUGAACAUGAUGAAUUACAAGUAUUAAAGCCAAAAUUUAAAUGGAUUGCAAAUAUGCAUGGUGAUGAAACAAUUGGACGAGAAAUGAUGAUUGCUUUAAUAUAUUAUUUAUUACUUAAUUCAAAAUCGGAUUCACGUAUUAAUCGUCUUCUAUCAACAACAGAUAUUUAUAUAAUGCCCAGUAUGAAUCCGGAUGGUUUUGAAAAAUCGAUUGAAAGUUCAUGUGAAACAAUAGGUGCAGCAACUCGAGGAAAUUUAUUUGGUGUUGAUCUUAAUCGAGAUUUUCCAUCACAAUAUCAAACAUUAAAACCAAUUAAUAAUGGUACAAUUGGUGAUCUUUUUUAUGGACGACAACGUGAAACUAUUGCUGUUAUGAAAUGGAUAUUAAAAGAAAAUUUUGUUUUAAGUGCAAAUUUACAUGGUGGUUCACUUGUUGCUUCAUAUCCUUAUGAUGAAACAAGUCUUCAUAAGGAAAAUACAUAUGGAAUGUCACCUGAUGAUUCAUUAUUUCGUUUUAUAGCACGUACUUAUGCUAAUAAACAUUUAACAAUGACAAAAGGUCAAGGAUGUGCUUCAGAAUUUCCUGAAGGAAUAACAAAUGGUGCUAAAUGGUAUGAUGUAUCAGGUGGUAUGCAAGAUUUUAAUUAUUUACAUAGUAAUGCAUUUGAAAUAACUAUUGAAUUAAGUUGUUGUAAAUAUCCAUCAUCAAAAGAUGGUUAUCUUGAAAAAGAAUGGGAUAAUAAUAAAGAAGCAUUAAUUGCUUAUAUGGAAUUGAGUCAUCUUGGUAUUAAAGGUUUUAUUCGUGAUGCACAAGCACGAAUAGGAAUAUCUGGAGCACUAAUUCAAGCAGAAGGUAUUCUUCAUCCAGUUCGUAGUAUUCGUUCUGGAGUUUAUUGGCGUUUAUUAUUACCUGGUUUAUAUAAUGUUACAGUUACAGCUUCAGGAUAUUUACCACAGACAAAAUAUAAUGUAAAUGUAACAAAUGACAAGACAAGUGCACUUCGUCUUGAUUUUGAUUUACAACCAGGUACACAAGAUAUAGCAUUCUCUAAGCAAGAUGUAUUAUCAACAAAUAAGAUUUAUGAGGAAUUAUCAAAUUAUUCGCAAAAAUUAAUGACUAAAUCUCGUGAUGAAAUACUUAAUCUUUUAAUUGAACCAUCAGAUAAAUUUCAAUAUCAUAAUUAUGAAUCAAUGAUUAAAAAAUUAAAAGAAAUCAAUAAUAAAUAUCCAAAUAUAACAAGUUUAUAUACAAUUGGAAAAAGUGUUGAAAAACGUGAUCUAUGGGUUAUAAUUAUUAGUGAUCAACCACUUAUACAUGAACCAGGUGAACCUGAAGUUCGAUAUGUUGCAAAUAUACAUGGUGAUGAAAGUGUUGGACGAGAAUGUUUAAUACGUUUUAUUGAAUAUUUAUGUCUAAACUAUAGAAAAAAUGAUUAUAUUACAAAACUUAUUGAUAAUGUUCGUAUUCAUAUAAUGCCAACAAUAAAUCCUGAUGGUUUUGAAUAUGAAUAUAAACAAACAAAACAUGUUGUUGGAGAUGGUCGUUUAAAUGCAAAUAGAAUUGAUUUAAAUAAUAAUUUUCCUCAAAUUGAACUUGAACAUUCAUCAAAAAAAGAUGAAGCUAUACCAAAAAAAGAAUAUAAUAAUAAUGAUAAUAAUCUUGAUAAAUUUACUAAAAAACAAAAUGAAUUUCAACCUGAAGUUCAAGCAGUUAUACAUUGGUCACUUAUAUAUCCAUUUGUUUUAUCUGGAAAUUUACAUGGUGGUGCACUUGUUGCACAAUAUCCAUUUAAUAAUCGAAUAAAAAAUUCAAUAAAUACAGAAAGUAAAUCACCAGAUGAUACAACAUUUAAAAUGUUAGCUAAAGCAUAUUCACAAGCUCAUAGAAAAAUGUAUGAAGGUAAUGCAUGUGUAAUAUUUAAUAAUGGAAUAACAAAUGGUGCUUCUUGGUAUGUUAUUGAAGGUGGUAUGCAAGAUUGGUCAUAUGUAUUUACAUCUGAUAUGGAAAUAACAAUCGAAUUAGGAUGUGAUAAAUAUCCUGAUGAAAAUAAUUUACAAACUUAUUGGAAUGAUAAUAAAGGAGCUUUAUUAGCUUUUAUUACUCAGGUUGUUUAUGGUAUUCGUGGUUUUGUAUUUGAUUCAAAAACUAAAACACCUUUAUCAGGUGUAAUAAUUCAUGUACAUGGUAUUCAACAUAAUGUAACAACCUAUCGUGAUGGAGAUUUCUUUCGUUUAUUAUCACCUGGUAUAUAUGAUAUAACAGCUGAACGUAUUGGAUAUGAAUCAGAAACGAAAUAUAAUAUUUUUGUAACUAAUCAAUCAUCAACAUAUAUUGAAUUUAAAUUAAAUCGUAUAGAAUUCUAUGAUAAUAAACAAAACUCAUCAGUAAUAAAAAUACUUUAUAAUCAAUCAAAAGCAUUUAUUCAUCGUCCAGUAUUCUUUCUUACUAUUACCAUUAUUUGUGUUUUAAUUUUCUCUAUGCUAUUUGGUAUAGUUAUUUUCUAUAUACGACGACGUCGUUCACGUUCAUCAUAUCAUAUAUUUACUAAUUCUCAACCAUAUGAACAAUUAACUCAAGAUGAUGAUAAUGCACCAUUGGUUCAUCAAACUAAUGGACAUAAAAUUGUUCGAAAUACUCAUGCCAAUCCAAGUGAAUCGGAAGACAAUGCUGAUGAAGAAACAUUAUUUUCAGUGAAAAAUGAUGUACCAAUGAUUGUUUGA